Messenger RNA from Knipowitschia caucasica, 1491 nucleotides. Lineage: Eukaryota; Metazoa; Chordata; Actinopteri; Gobiiformes; Gobiidae. The record is from the annotation of a GenBank genome assembly.
AUGGGUGCCGCUCCAGCCUGUUACAUGGAGAGUAGCUGUGGAUUCAAGCACAACGCAGACGGCCUAGAGUGCGAAACUCGAAACGUCGGAACCUCUACCGUCACUCCUGUCAUCCUGAAGAGGGAGUGCUGUGACUUUGUCAUAGAUGUCCAUGGCGCACAGGGCGGUGCGAUCCCCAACCAGGACGUAGACCAGAAUUAUAUGACUAGUAAAGUCGCUAUUGCUGGGACAAUAGCUGAAGCAGUUCAAGGAAACCACACAAGUGGAGGGGUAUUGUCCCCGGUCAGACAAAUGGGGGGUGAGGGAACCCCGGUGAAAGGUAAACCCCUCUCUGUUGACAAUAUGGAUAACCCUAAAGAUGCUGGGGCAGAUGAUGGUGCCAAGGGGGUUGUACAAGGAGUACUUGGCUCUGCUUCUAUAGAAGUAUCAUCUGAGGGGAAAUGGAGGAACAUAAGGAAAAGUCCUUCCAAUCCUCAAGCACAGGCCAACUGCCUCCGUCAGAUCCUGCUCCUUCAACUGGACCUCAUUGAACAACAGCAACAACAACUACAAUCCAAGGACAAGGAGAUUGAUGAGCUCAAGGCGGACAAAGAAACUUUGCUGGCCCGUAUUGAGCGGAUGGAGCGUCGCUUGCAGCUCACAAGGAAAGAUGGGCCGCGUGAUAAACGUCUUUUUCAGCCGCUGGAGCCUUGGACCCCAGAUAAAGAAGACAUUUGGGAUUUAGAUGUUGAAGAGACUCCUCAGCCAAACCCACCAACUCAGCUAAAUUAUCGUUGUAACAGAGGCCAAAAAAGGAAAUCAUGUUUUGGGGAUUUAAAGCGAGAGCUGCGCAGUAAAGAAACUCCAGAGAAGAUGUUCAGAUGUGGGACAGAGAAUGACAUGGUCCAGUGUAAAGAGGACCCGGAGCUGAGCUGUGAGAUGGAGGAUCUCCCCUUCAUGUCAACAACAGAGAUGUACCUCUGUUGUUGGAACCAGCCUCCCUUGUCGCCUCUGCGAGAGACUUCCCCUAAAAAGGAGGAAGAGGUGGCCAGUGAGUCGACUCCUCAUGUAGUACAUGAUAUGCUGAUUAUUUUUCCGUCCUGGAGGGAAAAUCACAUUGAGCCAUUGGAGGAGGACCCCUCUUUUAUUCCACCUGAGGUUCUAGAUGACAAUACCUUUUUGAAGCGGCAUUCAAAGUUGGAAUUGGAUGAGAAGAGAAGGAAGAGAUGGGAUAUACAGCGCAUCAGAGAGCAACGCAUGUUUCAUCGUUUACAGCAGCGCAUGAAUAAGAAAAAGGUGCAGGAGUCUGAGCCAGAGCUCUCGUCGUUCUACCCUGAAACAGAAGAUGUUGAAGCUAUAGUGAUAACUCCGUUCCUACCUGUGGUUGCAUUUGGCAGACCAUUGCCCAAACUCGCCCAACAGCACUUUGAGCUGCCAUGGCUGGAUGACAAAAGUAGAUGCCGCAUAGAAGUUCCGAAGAAGCAAACUCCACAUCGAACCUGUAGGAAGUGA